Myotis brandtii (Brandt's bat) is the source of this 651-nucleotide messenger RNA. It is a transcript of the gene JUND, whose product is annotated as jun D proto-oncogene. Gene Ontology annotation, cellular component: transcription regulator complex. Gene Ontology annotation, biological process: regulation of cell cycle; regulation of transcription by RNA polymerase II; regulation of cell population proliferation. Gene Ontology annotation, molecular function: RNA polymerase II cis-regulatory region sequence-specific DNA binding; DNA-binding transcription factor activity, RNA polymerase II-specific; transcription factor binding. The record is from RefSeq and is a predicted model, not a curated record. Lineage: Eukaryota; Metazoa; Chordata; Mammalia; Chiroptera; Vespertilionidae.
GGGCUGCUCAAGCUCGCCUCGCCAGAACUCGAACGCCUCAUCAUCCAGUCCAACGGGCUGGUCACCACCACGCCGACGAGCACGCAAUUUCUCUACCCCAAGGUGGCGGCCAGCGAGGAGCAGGAAUUCGCCGAGGGCUUCGUCAAGGCCCUGGAGGACUUACACAAGGAACGCCCGCCGCUGUCGCCCAUCGACAUGGACACUCAAGAGCGCAUCAAGGCGGAGCGCAAGCGACUACGCAACCGCAUCGCUGCCUCCAAGUGUCGGAAGCGCAAGCUGGAGCGCAUCUCGCGCCUCGAGGAGAAAGUGAAGACGCUCAAGAGCCAGAACACGGAGCUGGCGUCCACCGCGAGCCUGCUGCGCGAGCAGGUGGCGCAGCUCAAGCAGAAGGUCCUCAGCCACGUCAACAGCGGCUGUACAAAGAAAGAAUGGCAUAUGCCCACAAUCUCGGCCGUCGAAGAGUGGUACCUCACCAUCUAUCUACACGUUCCCUCUAGCCCUGGUCAUCCUGUCUGCCCACUUCUUGAGGCUUUAAGAGCUGCUUUGGGGUUUGGUUUUAACCAUGUGACUUCACCUGGCACCACCUUCUGGCAGGCAUUUCAGGAGGGGCGCCAGAGUGAGAAGAGGGGUGAUGCUGAGAUGGUGUCUUGA